Molecule: messenger RNA, 2562 nt
Organism: Castor canadensis (American beaver)
Lineage: Eukaryota; Metazoa; Chordata; Mammalia; Rodentia; Castoridae
Gene: Tgm3
Product: transglutaminase 3
Biological process (GO): peptide cross-linking
Molecular function (GO): protein-glutamine gamma-glutamyltransferase activity
Source: RefSeq, a predicted model, not a curated record
GAGGCAGAGGAAGGCGAGCAUGAGUGCUUUAGAGUUCCAGAAUGUCAACUGGCAGGUGGCUGCCAACCGGCAUGCACAUCACACAGACAAGUUCUCCAGCAAGGAGCUCAUCGUGCGGAGAGGCCAAUCCUUCAAUAUCUUAAUAGUCUGUAACCGAAGACUUCAAUCUGGAGAACGUCUGGACAUCAUAGUCUCUACAGGGCCUUACCCCUCAGAGUCAGCCAGGACAAAGGCUACGUUUCCAGUCUCUAGUGAGACAAGUAGAGGUGGCUGGAAUGCAGUGCUCAGUGCCAAUAAUGACAAUGUGUUGACCAUCGCCAUCGUCAGUCCUGUCAAUGCACCCAUAGGAUGGUACACCAUGGACAUUCAGAUCUCCUCCAAUGGCAGUGUCUCCUCUGCGAAACUUGGGAAGUUCAUACUGCUCUUUAACCCCUGGUUGCAAACGGAUGAUGUCUUUAUGAGUAACCAGGCUGAGAGACAAGAGUAUGUUGAGGAAGAUUCUGGAAUCAUCUACGUGGGCAGCACAAAUCGAAUUAGCAUGGUUGGCUGGAACUUUGGACAGUUUGAAGAAGACAUUCUGAACAUCAGCCUCUCCAUCUUGGAUAAGAGUCUCAAUUUCCGCCGUGACCCUGCUACUGAUGUGGCCAACAGAAACGACCCCAAAUAUGUUGGCCGGGUGCUGAGUGCCAUGAUCAAUAGCAAUGAUGACAACGGUGUGCUUGCUGGGAAUUGGAGCGGCAGUUACACAGGUGGCCGCGACCCAAGGAACUGGAAUGGCAGUGUGGAAAUCCUCAAGGAGUGGAAAAAAAGUGGCUUCAGGCCAGUCCGAUAUGGGCAGUGCUGGGUCUUUGCUGGGGCCCUCAACACAGUGCUGCGGUCCUUGGGAAUUCCCUCUCGGGUGAUCACUAACUUCAACUCAGCUCAUGACACAGAUAGAAACCUCAGUGUGGAUGUGUACUAUGACGCCAUGGGAAACCCUCUGGACAAAGGCAGUGAUAGCAUAUGGAAUUUCCACGUCUGGAAUGAAGGCUGGUUUGUGCGCACUGACCUGGGCCCCUCGUACAAUGGAUGGCAGGUUCUGGAUGCUACCCCACAGGAGAGGAGCCAAGGGGUGUUCCAGUGCGGCCCUGCUUCCGUUAACGCAGUCCGAGAGGGGGAUGUGGACAAGAAUUACGAUAUGAUCUUCAUCUUCUCGGAGGUCAAUGCCGACCGCAUCACCUGGCUCUAUGAUACCAGGAAUGGUACCCAGAAGCAAAAUUCCUUGGACACUAGCUCCAUUGGCAAAUACAUCAGCACCAAGGCAGUAGGCAGCAACUCUCGCAUGGAUGUCACAGACAAGUACAAGUAUCCAGAAGGUUCCAGUGAGGAAAGACGAGUGCACCAGAAGGCUUUGAGCAAACUUAAACCUAAUAUGUCAUUUGGCGCAACAUCUGCGAGGAAUUUAUCGGGAGAGGAAGAGGAGCCCAGCAUCUCGGGGAGGUUCAAGGUUACUGGUGUACUGACGGUGGGCAAAGAAGUCAACCUGGCCCUGAUACUCAAAAACCUGACCACUGACCGGAAGACAGUGACAGUGAACAUGACAGCAUGGACCAUCGUCUACAAUGGCACACUUGUUCACGAGGUGUGGAAGGGCUCUGCCACAAUAGCCCUGGACCCUGAAGAAGAAGUACAACAUCCUGUGAAGAUCACAUAUGCCCAGUAUGAUAAGUACCUGAAGGCAGACAACAUGAUUCGGACCACAGCGGUAUGCAAGGUGACUGAUGAGGCUGAGGUGGUAGUGGAGCGGGAUGUCAUCCUGGACAACCCCACCCUGACCCUGGAGAUUCUGGACCAGGCUCAAGUGCGGAAGCCUGUGAAUGUGCAGAUGCUUUUCUCCAACCCCUUGGACGAACCAGUGAAGGACUGUGUGCUGAUGGUGGAGGGCAGUGGCCUGCUGCGGGGUAACCUCAAGAUUGAGGUACCGUCCCUGCGCCCCAAGGAGAAGUCCCGGGUCCGCUUCGAGAUCCUGCCCACUCGCAGUGGCACCAAGCAGCUGCUCGCUGACUUCUCCUGCAACAAGUUUCCUGCAAUCAAGGCCAUGCUGUCCAUCGAUGUGGCUGAGUGAAGGGCCCAGUGGCCCCGUCACAAACUUGGGUAACAUGGAGCAGGGAGGCCUCGCCUGGGGCGUGAGACCCCUGCCCAUGUUGACCAGCCUGGGAAGCCAGCUCUGUCCCCAAGGCUGCAAGACAUGGACCUCCAGCAAACUCCCACUCUUCCACCCCCUAGGCUGGGGCCGGGUCCUCCCUGGCCUAUGACUUGAUCACUUUUGCACAUUCCCUGAUCGCUCCCACCACAGCUGCCUGCUCUGUGAGCCCGUGACUCUGCAUAUCCCCAACCAUGUUGCGGGAUGGACUCUCCAAACACAUAUUGGGGAGACGCCGGUCUGGACUGUUUGCUGAUCCCCAACCUGCAGCUGGGACCUUCCUGCUCCUCCCUCAGGCCUCAAUGAAGGGCAGGGAGUGGUUCAUCAUGGGCCACAGCAUUCACUUCCUUACAAUUAAAAUAAAUGUUAAACCAGUGUGA